Messenger RNA from Guillardia theta CCMP2712, 685 nucleotides. RefSeq lists its product as hypothetical. The transcript has a single exon. The record is from RefSeq and is a predicted model, not a curated record. Lineage: Eukaryota; Cryptophyceae; Pyrenomonadales; Geminigeraceae. The annotation marks the transcript as partial.
AAACAGCAAGAGGAACGAAGAGUUCAGGCAUUCCCUUGCUUCACCUCGCCGCCAUACCAUGGUUUUCGGAGUAGACGAUGUGGCUUUCUUCGCGGCGUUCACCGCUCUCAAGUAUGCGUUCUCACAGGCCAUCAAGGUCGGCACCGACUGGUAUGUCGACAUGACUGUGGCGCAAAACCUCGAGGCCCUCUACAACGGGGCUAAGGGCAACGCCGAUCGCCGCCGAAGGCCAUGGCCCACCAUCCGCAAGCUCGUAGAGGCCUACAAGACUGGCGACCAGACCAAGUUCAGGGAGCUCAGAGACGCCCUGCACGAACUCAAGGAUAUGAUGACGCAGGAGUACCAGGAGGCGCUUGCCGAACACCUGGCCACCACCUCCAUAGAGAAAGCAAUCGCGAUCGUUAACGAGAUGCUGCACAUGAUAGACUAGCCUCAUUUUACCUCCCUGCGGUCUGAACGCCCAAGCGCGUUUGAUCGACAGGUGGUGUGGCAAUACAAGCAUGGAGUUGAAAGAAGCUUUUUAUCUGUCAAUCUACCUGUCUCUUACAUCACUAAGUCCAUAAACAUACUAGGACACGCAUUGACAGAUGCCACUUGUUCGCGUACUUCCGUGGUAAUGCAGCAUAGGGCUCUGCUUCUAUCCAAGUCAAUGCAGUCGCUUUCGAAUACAACUGUUUCUGCUUCC